Molecule: messenger RNA, 969 nt
Organism: Penicillium brevicompactum
Lineage: Eukaryota; Fungi; Ascomycota; Eurotiomycetes; Eurotiales; Aspergillaceae
Exons: 2
Coding region: 1-969 (322 amino acids)
Molecular function (GO): hydrolase activity
Source: RefSeq, a predicted model, not a curated record
AUGGCCACCACAACCUCCCCCAAACUCGCAGGCCUGGACCUCGUCCAAGCCACCUACAAGAAAGUCAACGACCACGAAAUCCGAACAGACAUCCUCAUCCCCCAAAAGGCUCACGCCGGAAAAAGACCCGUCAUCAUCCGGUUCCAUGGCGGCGGCCUGGUAACCGGUGACUCGCUCUACAUGGAUUGGUGGUCAUACUGGGUAUCCGACCUAGCAAUUGAAAACAACGCCAUAAUCAUCAGCCCGAACUACCGCCUCCUGCCAAGCGCCACAAGCACACAGAUCUACGAAGACAUCGAGGACUUUUGGACAUGGGUGCAUUCCUCCGCGUUCAAGGACCUGCUCGCUGCACACUCCACCCCCACAGAAGCUGAUCUCGAUCGCAUCUUGACAGCCGGUGAAUCUGCAGGUGGAUUAUUGAGUGUUUCGCUUGCGCUUGCGCAUGCGCGCGAGAUUCGCGCAUGUACAGCUGCGUACCCGUGCGUGGAUCUUUCCGUGGAAGCAUACUCGAAGCCUCGGGAUGUGUUGCCGUUUGGUGAAGACACGCCCGAGAGUGUUUGGGACAAUGGUCUUGCUUCGUUUGUGGAUGUGGAGAGUUCUCUUGUGAGCGAGGCGAGGGGGCAGUUUAUGCUUGCGGGUGUUCAGUGGGGACGGUUUACUGAAUUGUAUGAAGCUGGGGCUAAGGGGGAUGUUGAGAUAAGGUAUCCUCAUUUGAGACUUGAGAAGACUAAGGAAAUUCCUGCUGGUGGAAUUGCUAUUAUUCAUGGCAGACAGGAUAGUGUUGUUCCGGCGGUGGAGAGUGAGAAGUUUGUUGCGCGGGCUCGGGAGGUAUUGAAGGGGGAUCCUGGUAGUGAGAGGAUUGUUCUGGCUUUGCAGGAUGGGGAGCAUGGAUUUGAUGCGGAGGUGAGAUAUGAGGAGGCUUGGUUGAAGGAUACGUUGAAGGUUGCUGUUGCUACCUGGCUGGAAUGA